UAUUAGAAAGGUUUAUGGAGAGAGAAAAUGAAAACCCUCUUUCAGCAGACCUCAUCCACUUCAGACUGUAAUUGCUCGUCACUCUUCUGUUAAAGCCCUUUCAAAACCCUAGUUUUUUGCUUGCAAUGGCUUCUUCAACUUGCCCUCAGUUCCUUCAUCUACCCAGGUGGCGUGCAAACUAUCCUCCCUUUUCCUCGACGAACUUUCUUCAGCUUCAAGAUUUUAGAUUUCCUAGAAAAUUGAGUCUCUUAGUUGCUGCCAGGAAGAAAGCUUCCGAUUCCCUGGCGCAGGAGGGAUUGAAUUUGAAUGAGGAGAUUGUUGAAGAUAAAAAACCAGCUAAAAGAGGAGCUCCCAGAAAAAGUAGGAAGAAGGUUGAAACAGAAUCUCAAGAUCUAUCACAGGUCAGUGAAAUUAUCAAUGAUGCAGAUUCUGAACCCGUUGAAGAAGAAUCCAGGAAACCCCGAAAAACUCGAACUAAAGCUAAAUCUACUUCUAGUGGAUUGACAGAGGAAAAAGUUGAGAAAAAGGUAACAAGGCGGAGGAGAAUCAAUAAAAACAGUGAUGAACAAAAGGAGGAAGAAGAAGUAGGAAAAGAAGAAGAAAGAAAAGAAGAAGUAAGCUGGUUGGAACAGAGUGUUGAUGGUGAAGAUGAUCUUUUCGUUUUAAGUGAUGGUGAAGAAUCCGAUGAUCAGGAUGAUCUAAACCUAGAUAAAGAUGAUGAUGAUGACAUAAGUUCAACUUACGAAUGGCCUCCUCUUGUUUGUUGUUUUGGUUCUGCUCAACAUGCUUUCAUCCCAUCAGGAAGGCCAGCAAAUCGACUUGUAAACUACGAAAUUCAGGAUCGAAUGGCAGAUGCAGUCUGGAUUCCCGAGAAAUUCGUUAGAGCUCCAGGUGGAUCGGCAAGCAAUGUUGCCCUAGCUCUAGCGAGCUUGGGGGGUCGAGUUGCCUUCAUGGGAAGCUUAGGUGAUGAUGAUUAUGGUCAGUCCAUACUGUAUCUCUUGAACAUUAGCAAUGUCCAGACUCGAUCAGUUCGAAUUGACAGUGGAACAGAAACAGCUAUAACACACAUGAAAAUCGCCAAGAAAGUUGGAGGCGGAUUGAGAUCGACAUCUGUCAAACCCUCUGCAGAGGAUUCGUUGUCAAAGUCAGAUAUCAAUAUCGAUGUUUUAAGAGAGGCUACUAUGUUCUAUUUUAAUACAUUACCAAUUCUUGAUCGGAAAAUGAGAUCAACUACAAUGAAAGCGAUUAAGAUCGCAAAGAAGCUGGGGGAGCUUGUAUUUUACGACGUUAACCUUCCAAUGCCGCUGUGGCGAUCUGCAGAAGAAGCUAAAUCGUUUACACGAAAGGUCUCGGUUCUUGCUGAUAUUAUUGAGGUUUCCAAACAAGAAUUGGAAUUUCUGUGUGGGAUUAAAACGGAAGAGAAAUUUGAUACUAGAGACAACGACAGCUCUAAGUUUGUUCAUUAUCCACCCGAACUGAUUGAACCGAUUUGGCACGAAAACUUAAAGGUGUUGUUUGUAACAAACGGGACUUCUAAAAUACAUUACUAUACUAAGGAACAUAAUGGUUCUUUUCGAGGAAUGGAAGAGGCGCCAAUCAGUUCUUUCAAUAGCGAAAUGUCUGCUUCUGGGGAUGGAAUUGUCGCAGGUUUGAUGAGGAUGUUGAGUGUUCAACCGCAUCUAAUCAAUGAUAAAGGAUACUUGGAACAAACCGUGAAGUAUGCGAUCAACUGUGGUGUUAUCGAUCAAUGGCUGGAGACGAGGAAAAGAGGCUACCCGAUUAAAGAAGGUAUGGAUGAAGUUCCUGACGAAAACGGCUUAAUGUCCAUCACCGAGAGGGAAUACAGAACGCCGGUUCGAGUAAGCUGAAUUUGUUCGAGAACAGACUAUUACGCAUAAUUCUUGAAUAUUUUGGAAUUUUUUUGAAAUCACCAAAAUGAAAUUAUAUUAUAUUAGCUUACAU
Impatiens glandulifera is the source of this 1962-nucleotide messenger RNA. Its product is annotated as fructokinase-like 2, chloroplastic. The record is from RefSeq and is a predicted model, not a curated record. The coding region runs from base 126 to 1868 and encodes 580 amino acids. Gene Ontology annotation, biological process: plastid transcription; chloroplast organization; etioplast organization. The transcript has 6 exons. Gene Ontology annotation, molecular function: kinase activity. NCBI's taxonomy places the organism in Eukaryota, Viridiplantae, Streptophyta, Magnoliopsida, Ericales, Balsaminaceae. Gene Ontology annotation, cellular component: chloroplast nucleoid.